GUUGCCUUUACUUGGUAGAUACAUUAGCAGGAGAUCCACAGGUUCUGCAAGUAGAUGCUGAAACAUACUAUGAAAAACUCUUGAAGAAAUCCUUGUCCGCUCCUGAUGUCUUUUUGGUCCCUGGAGGAGAAGAGGUUAAACUUGAAGAUUCCUGUGUGUGUUUUGUCCCUCUCUACCGAAGUAAUCCUACUUGCAAAAUGUUGCUGUUAACUGAUCCGAAGGAUAAAGAGACAGUUUUGGCAGUUUAUUUGAACCAGUGUUGGUGGCCGGUUGAAGAUGUAUUAAAGACAGCUGAUCCUUCUAGAGAUGGGCUAAUUUCGGUCCAGACCUUUGGAGAAAGGAUUGUCCUCUUUGUUCUGAACUACAUUAUUUUUGGAAUGUUGGAAGGGAGUACAGCUAAUGAUGCAUUCUUUCUACCUCACUCUGCCACCGAGUGUGCCAAGAUACUCUGGAGAAAUGGCGAGGCGGUUGCCUUUUACUCAGUCAAGAUGAGAGGGAGCCUAUGUGAUGGUACAACCAGUCAAUGUUACUUGCUGCCAGUUUUGGAUACUAUAUUUGUCCGGAGAAAGUACAGAAGAGGUGGCCUAGGGAUGAAAAUGCUGCAUGAUUUCUGUCAGUCUUUCAUGGCUGAGGAUGCCUUGGGGAUCAGCUGCCCUAUUUCUGCUGCCAUGUAUCAAGUUUGCCAGAAAUUCUUACAGACUUAUCCCGAGGAGCAGAAGCGACUGUGGGAGGUGGAAGCACCAGGAGAUUGGAGCCAGCGAGUGAAUAUCUGGUUAAAAAUUCAGAUGGAGUCAUCCGCUUCAGGAAAGGCUGAAGUGGGCUCUGGUAUGGAAAGUGCUCAAACCAGUAAACCCAGACAAUCAGAUGUGGACCAGAUGAAUAAGGGUGUUGAAUACAUUCCUGGUGUUGGGAAAGUGGCAGGAGAUGCCCAGGAAAAAAAAGAUGACACACCAGGAGCAGGAACUCUAAACUCACAGGAUCCUGAACAAGAGGACUUAGAACCAGGUGCAGGCAAUACUCAGCAAUGAAAAGCAUUCAGAAAAAGAGCAGACCCUGGGGGCUUAGUUGGAGACAAGGCCACCAAAAGUUUAGAAUUAUACCAUAAAUGCACUUUCAAAAAUCAGCAAAAUCAGUAUGGUCUAAAAAUUGUAGUUGACUGUUCAUAA
Messenger RNA from Cariama cristata (Red-legged seriema), 1166 nucleotides. RefSeq names its product family with sequence similarity 169, member B (gene FAM169B). NCBI's taxonomy places the organism in Eukaryota, Metazoa, Chordata, Aves, Cariamiformes, Cariamidae. The record is from RefSeq and is a predicted model, not a curated record.